UUUAGAACCUAGGUAUAAUUAAAAAUAGCCAAUACGUUUGCUUGUAUUUACCAGAACGCAAAAGCAAUGAAUUCCUCCAAAGAUGUUCAGUCAGCUAUGCAAAUGACGUACACCCCGAUGCCGAAUGUCAUAUCAGAACAACCUAUUGCUCUUCAGUCAACUACUACAGUAGUAAUUACUCAACCAACCUCAGGUUGGUCAUCGAAUCUGUGCGGAUGCUUUGAAGACAUGAAAAGCUGUUGUUGCUCUUUUUGGCUGGGAAAUUUCCACUAUGCUUGUCUUGCGACUCGUAUGGGAGAGCAUUGCUGUGUUGGAUGCAGCGGUUACCCAGCUGGAUGUGUUCCUGGAGGACACCUUGCAAUGAGAUCUGCGUUUAGAAACAAGCAUGGAAUUCAGGGUUCAAUCUGCGAUGAUUGUUGUGUUGUGACCUAUUGCCUUCCCUGUGCAAUGUGUCAAAUGUCAAGACAUAUGAAUACAAUCGGAUACGAGGAGAGGGAUUGCUGUUGUUGAGGACGCUUACCACCACAUCUAUUCAUCAAAAUAUUUGUGCGUAAAUACUCAGAUAACGAUCGUAAAUUUUCAACAUACUCACUAGUUACUUAAUUAUUGUAUAAAGAUCCGUAAGAAUUACUAUGAUUUACAUACAAUGAGAGUGGAGACUGGAGAGUGUAAAAAAUGUAGGCAUAAAUUCAGUGUCUGUCAGAUCAGUAAUUCAUUUCAUCAUUUGUUGUUUACUUCAAUAAGUUCAUAAACCAAGCGAUAGGUGCUCAAUUUAUACACGAAGAUCCAAUAAACACUAAGGUCUUCACAAUGUCA
Molecule: messenger RNA, 816 nt
Organism: Styela clava
Lineage: Eukaryota; Metazoa; Chordata; Ascidiacea; Stolidobranchia; Styelidae
Product: cornifelin homolog A-like
Source: RefSeq, a predicted model, not a curated record